Messenger RNA from Microdochium trichocladiopsis, 4225 nucleotides. Its product is annotated as hsp90-like protein. Lineage: Eukaryota; Fungi; Ascomycota; Sordariomycetes; Xylariales; Microdochiaceae. Gene Ontology annotation, biological process: phosphorylation; phosphorelay signal transduction system; cellular hyperosmotic response. The record is from RefSeq and is a predicted model, not a curated record. Gene Ontology annotation, cellular component: membrane. Gene Ontology annotation, molecular function: phosphorelay sensor kinase activity. The transcript is spliced from 5 exons. The coding region runs from base 120 to 3983 and encodes 1287 amino acids.
GUUUGCCAUUUCGCGGCUGCAUCUCCACAGGGUCAAACAGCCGCCAGACUUGCACAAUAGCUCGUCGAUAUUGCCGCAAUCAUUUCGAGCUCUAGCCUGCCCACCCCGCUACGUCUGCAAUGAGAGUCAUGGCCGACGAAUCGGCCCUGGCGUCGGCUGCAGCCAUCGUCAAGUCGCUGGCCGUAUCCCCCAAAGACCCCUCACCCGUCCCCUUGGGCACAAACUCACAGAUCCGACUUGCUGGGUCAGAUGGCCCUGCCAAGGAAGCCCUCGAGCGUGAACUCUCGGCCCUUGUCCUCAGGAUUCAGCAGCUUGAGGCAAAGGCCAGCAACUCCAAUCAGCCCAACUUUCCUGCCACUCCCAAUGAAACGGCCGACUCCCUCUUUGGUGAGGGGUCCUCUUCCCCUACUCUCACAGACCCAGCCACUCAUCGCAGCAAAUCUGGCACAGGUCGCAACGGCGCCACCGAAGAGCGAAACACAAAGGGGUUCCCCCUGACCGACGAGGCCCUCGAGGGCCUCCGCGAGCACAUUGAUGACCAGUCCAAGGUCCUGGACAGUCAACGACAAGAACUCACAAGUGUCAGCGAGCAGCUACUACAGCAGAAGCAACUCCAGGAGAAGGCCCUGCGUGUCCUUGAGGAGGAGCGCGUGGCCGCGCUGGAACGCGAGCUAUGGAAGCAUCAGAAGGCCAACGAGGCUUUCCAGAAAGCACUCCGUGAAAUCGGUGAGAUUGUGACUGCCGUUGCCAAAGGUGACCUGAGCAAAAAGGUCCGCAUGAACACAGUCGAGAUGGACCCCGAAAUCACAACAUUCAAACGCACGAUCAACACCAUGAUGGACCAGCUCCAGGUCUUCGCAAGCGAAGUGUCCCGUGUCGCCCGAGAGGUCGGCACAGAUGGCAUGCUUGGAGGUCAAGCCAUGAUUGAAGGUGUUGAUGGCACAUGGAAGGAACUGACAGACAAUGUAAACGUGAUGGCUCAAAAUUUGACUGACCAGGUGCGAGAAAUUGCAACUGUCACCACGGCCGUCGCACAUGGCGACUUGACCAAGAAAAUCGAAAGACCUGCCAAGGGGGAGAUUCUACAGCUUCAGCAGACCAUCAACACCAUGGUGGAACAACUACGUACUUUCGCAUCCGAAGUUACUCGCGUGGCUCGUGACGUAGGAACCGAAGGAAUCCUUGGCGGCCAGGCCGACGUCAUGGGGGUACAGGGCAUGUGGAACGAGCUCACAGUCAAUGUCAAUGCCAUGGCCAACAACCUAUCAACACAGGUCAGGGAUAUUGCUAAGGUCACUACCGCUGUAGCCAAGGGUGACCUUACCCAGAAAGUUCGUGCCGAGUGCCGCGGCGAGAUUUUUGAGCUCAAAUCAACCAUCAACUCCAUGGUGGAGCAGCUGCAGCAAUUCGCGCGGGAAGUCAGCAAGAUUGCUCGCGAGGUCGGUACCGAGGGUCGUCUCGGCGGUCAGGCCACUGUCAACGACGUGGAAGGCACUUGGCGAGACUUGACCGACAAUGUCAAUGGCAUGGCCAUGAACUUGACAACGCAGGUGCGAGAGAUUUCCAAGGUCACAACCGCUGUGGCACGGGGAGAUCUUACCAAGAAGAUUGGAGUCCCCGCCAAGGGUGAGAUUUUGGAGCUCAAGAACACCAUAAACUCCAUGGUAGACCGCCUGGGAACUUUCGCCUUCGAGGUCAGCAAAGUCGCGAGAGAAGUCGGCACAGACGGAACACUUGGCGGCCAGGCCAGAGUCGACGAUGUUGAGGGCAAAUGGAAGGACCUUACCGAGAAUGUCAACACAAUGGCGCUUAACCUCACGUCUCAGGUCCGAAGCAUCUCAACAGUGACUCAAGCCAUUGCUGAUGGCGACAUGAGCCAAAAAAUCGACGUCCAGGCCAAAGGAGAAAUACUCGUGCUCAAGGAGACCAUCAACAACAUGGUAGACCGACUUUCAGUCUUCUGCAAUGAAGUCCAACGCGUCGCAAAGGACGUCGGAGUCGACGGCAAGAUGGGUGGCCAGGCUGACGUGGGCGGCCUGAAAGGUCGCUGGAAGGAAAUCACUGCAGACGUGAACACCAUGGCGACGAACUUGACCACACAAGUGAGGGCCUUCGGAGACAUCACUAAUGCUGCUACCGAUGGAAAUUUCACAAAGCUGGUUGACGUGGAAGCGUCCGGGGAGAUGGACGAACUCAAACGCAAAAUCAACCAAAUGGUCUACAACUUACGGGAUAGUAUUCAAAGAAACACUCAGGCCAGAGAGGCUGCCGAGCAGGCCAACAAGACCAAGUCGGAAUUCUUGGCCAACAUGUCACACGAGAUCCGAACUCCAAUGAACGGCAUCAUCGGCAUGACACAGCUCACACUUGAUACGGAUCUUACCCAGUACCAGAGAGAAAUGUUGAACAUUGUCAACAACCUCGCCAACAGCUUGCUCACAAUCAUUGACGACAUUUUGGAUCUGUCCAAGAUUGAGGCUCGGCGCAUGGUUGUAGAGGAAAUACCUUACACCCUCAGAGGCACCGUCUUCAAUGCUUUGAAGACCCUAGCCGUCAAGGCAAACGAAAAGUUCUUGGAUCUUACAUACCAGGUGGACAGUUCUCUGCCAGACUACGUCGUGGGAGACUCUUUCCGCCUAAGGCAAAUCAUUCUCAACCUAGUCGGAAACGCCAUCAAGUUCACAGAGCACGGAGAGGUCAGCCUUACUAUCAAGAAAGCCCAGAAUACCCUCACGAAAGAUCCACAAGAGUAUGCUAUCGAGUUCACCGUCUCGGACACGGGUAUCGGGAUUCCACAAGACAAGCUUGACCUCAUUUUCGAUACCUUCCAGCAGGCCGACGGCUCGAUGACACGCAAAUUUGGUGGCACCGGUCUGGGUCUGUCGAUUUCCAAACGCCUGGUCACUUUGAUGGGAGGUGAUGUCUGGGUUAAGAGCGAGUUCGGCAAGGGCAGUUCGUUCUAUUUCACGUGUGUGGUGAAGCUGGCCGAAGGCGAGUUGUCGAACAUCGACAAGCAGCUGAAGCCCUACAAGGGUCAUCAAGUACUCUUCAUCGAUAAAGGUCGGACGCAAUUCGGCAGCCAGAUUGUGAGCAUGCUUAAGCAGCUCGACCUUGUGCCCGUGGUUGCCAAUAGCGAGGGCUCGGCGAACAACACUGGUUCCAACGACCCUCCCUACGACGUUAUCAUCGUCGAGUCAAUUGAGACGGCCCGCAAGCUGAGAGCGAUUGAGGAUUACAAAUAUCUGCCAAUCGUGCUCUUGGCGCCUGCGGUGCACGUUGCUUUGAAGUCGUGUCUGGACUUGGGCAUCACUUCGUACAUGACGACGCCGUGCCAGCUCAUUGAUUUGGCCAAUGGUAUGGUCCCUGCCCUCGAGAAUCGCGCCACGCCAUCGCUGGCCGACAAUACAAGGUCAUUCGAUAUCCUGCUUGCCGAGGACAACCGCGUCAACCAAAGGCUGGCUGUGAAGAUUCUUGAGAAGUACCACCACGUCGUGACCGUGGUCGGCAACGGUCUUGAAGCUGUCGAGGCUAUCAAGAAGAAGAAGUUUGAUGUCAUCCUCAUGGAUGUCCAGAUGCCCAUCAUGGGAGGUUUUGAGGCAACUGGAAAGAUCAGAGAGUACGAACGCAGCUUGGGAACCCACAGGACGCCCAUCAUUGCUCUGACUGCUCAUGCCAUGAUGGGCGAUCGCGAGCGUUGCAUACAAGCCCAGAUGGAUGAAUACUUGUCCAAGCCACUACAACAGAACCAUCUGAUUCAGACCAUUCUCAAGUGCGCCACACUUGGUGGCGCCCUCCUCGAGAAGAACAGGGAGAAGGAGCUCACACAAAAUGAGAAGAUUCGGCCCAGACCCAGCCUUGAAGGUAGGGCCAUGACCUCGAAUGAGCCAAUGAUGGGCUUGAGCAGCCCUGCGCUCGUCACGGACGUCAGUAGGGAUCCGUUUGAGCGGACACGGUCGACACUCUCGGAGCCGUCCACGAAAUGAAGAUUCCGGUAGUUUGACCGGUCAAUAUCCGACGCAACAGGAACUCUUCUCUUGCGGUUACUGCUUGAAGCGGGCUUUUCAUAAGGACAUGGAACACCGGUGCUUCAGCAGGGAAUGGUGUUUUGUCUGGCGGUGUUAACCAUGUCGUUUUCUGGGCGUUGUCGUGUUUUUCCCCUUUCCAUUGCAUGUGCUGAAGUAUGGCACAAUGCUCACACGGAUAAGCCCUGUGUGAGGCCUGGUUC